GAGGGCCAACCCAGGGAAUACUACACUUUGGAUUCUAUCUUGUUCCUGCUCAACAAUGUGCACCUUUCACAUCCUGUUUAUGUCCGCCGUGCUGCAACUGAAAACAUUCCUGUGGUAAGAAGACCUGAUAGGAAGGACUUGCUUGCGUACCUAAAUGGGGAAACAUCAACCUCAUCAAGCAUAGACAGAAGCGCUCCACUAGAAAUUGGUCUUCAGCGGUCCACUCAAGUUAAAAGAGCAGCAGAUGAAAUAUUAGCAGAAGCAAAGAAACCAAGAAUAGAGGAUGAAGAGUGUGUGCGCCUUGACAAGGAGCGGUUGGCAGCUCGGUUGGAGGGACACAAAGAAGGUAUCGUGCAAACGGAGCAGAUCAGGUCCUUGUCUGAAGCCAUGUCAGUGGAAAAAAUUGCUGCUAUCAAAGCAAAAAUCAUGGCAAAGAAAAGAUCCACUAUCAAAACUGAUCUGGAUGAUGACAUAACUGCUCUUAAACAGAGAAGUUUUGUUGAUGCAGAAGUGGAUGUAACCAGAGACAUUGUCAGCAGGGAGAGAGUAUGGAGGACAAGAACUACGAUCUUACAAAGCACAGGCAAGAACUUCGCCAAGAAUAUUUUUGCAAUUCUUCAAUCAGUGAAAGCCAGAGAAGAAGGCCGAGCACCUGAGCAAAGACCUGCACCAAAUACAGCACCAACGGAUCCCACUUUACGAAAUAAGCAACCUAUUCCAGCUGCCUACAACAGAUACGAUCAGGAAAGAUUCAAAGGCAAAGAGGAAACGGAAGGCUUUAAAAUUGAUACCAUGGGUACCUAUCACGGGAUGACUCUGAAGUCUGUAACGGAAGGGGCUUCUGCUCGAAAAACACAAGCUCCAGCAGCACAGCCCGUACCACGACCAGUUUCUCAAGCAAGACCACCUCCAAACCAGAAAAAAGGAUCUCGAACUCCCAUAAUCAUUAUUCCGGCAGCAACAACCUCUUUAAUAACGAUGCUUAAUGCAAAGGACCUUCUGCAAGAUCUAAAGUUUGUACCAUCAGAUGAAAAGAAGAAACAAGGCUGUCAACGAGAAAAUGAAACUCUAAUACAGAGAAGGAAGGACCAGAUACAGCCAGGGGGAACUACAGUCAGUGUUACUGUACCUUAUCGAGUAGUAGACCAACCUCUGAAGCUUAUGCCACAAGACUGGGAUCGAGUGGUGGCAGUGUUUGUACAGGGUCCUGCUUGGCAGUUCAAAGGCUGGCCUUGGCUCUUGCCUGACGGAUCACCUGUUGAUAUCUUUGCAAAAAUUAAAGCUUUUCAUCUCAAAUACGAUGAAGUACGUCUGGAUCCAAAUGUACAGAAGUGGGAUGUAACAGUGUUAGAACUAAGCUACCACAAAAGACACUUGGACAGGCCAGUAUUCCUACGCUUCUGGGAAACUUUGGACAGGUAUAUGGUAAAGCACAAAUCUCACUUGAGAUUCUGAAUCCUUCAGCUGCCAUUUAUUUCCUGAAGUAUGAAUUGAGAAAAGUGAAAGAGGCUCCAGUUUGGAGACCAGAGCUGGCACUAUAUGAUAUGUCGAGAACUUUACAAAUGAAGAAGGGUCACAGUUUAAUCUUUUUAUAAAAUCUUGUUUGGAUGCUUCAUGCUAUGGCAGGUUGAUAACCUGUUGUUCUUCAGAAGCAAAGGGGUUUUGCUUAAAACUAUUUUUUUAAUGUUGUUAGCCUUCUAGUCUGCAAUCCAAAUUGUAUAUUUUGAUAGCAGCAGUUUCUUCUCUGUUUUGUUAAAUUAGCCACAUUUUAAAAUAAUGUGUUUUGUUCCUUAUUAGAAAAUAGAUUGAUCUUCACUGCAGGUUACAAAUGUGAGCGUGUGCACACGUGCGCACGUGUGUGUGUAUAUAUGUGUGUGUGUGUCUAUAUAUAUAAUGUAUAAAAAAAAAUUAUAGACACACUAUGCACACAUAGAUGUUACCAGGCUUUCUAAACCACUUAGCUUCUGAGCUUAUUUUUGGUUUUCUUUGCUUAUUGUUUCACUUACUGACAAUAUUUUGUUGUGAAUGAUACUACAUUUUAGUCAAUAGGACUUGCAAACUGAGCAAAGUGAAAAUUCUUUUGGAUAAAUCAAAAUGUCAACCUGUAUAUGUAUAUCCUGUCAGUCUUUGUUGAAAAAGGGAAGAUGAAAAAAAUCUAGAAAUGCUUUUUUGGAUUUGCAAUGUCCCAGUUUACUAAAUCUUUAAACUUUAUUAUAGGAGUACCUUCAAGUCAUGUUACUUCAAAUUGCCAUUCUCCAUGAAGAUCUCUUUAUUUAAACUGAAAGUGUGCAUGUGUACAUUCCCAUCUAUAAAAACACCUUUACAUAUGAGUCUAAAUGUUACUUAGAUUAAACAAUGAAGAGAGAAGGAGAGAGUCUGGAUUUUUUUUUUUCCUGAAAUGGUCACCACAAGGAAUUAAUAAUUUCAACUUUUUGCAUUUUAUACCUCUGAUACCACCUCUAAUAUUGUUAGCCCAGACUAUGUCUACAGGAAUUCUCAUUUUCUGAGAUGAGUGGCUAAUACGGCCUCCUAACAGUCCUGCAUUGGAAUGCAAAAUGAGCCUACUUCAAUUACCAAAGAACAGAUUUGCUUGAUCUACAGUAUAACAGACACCAGAAGACCCCCUGGUAUUUGUGUGAAUUUGUGGUAUCUCUGUACUUAAUAAGAUUAAGUUGAUGUUGCAAACCAGUGGAUGUAGAGAAUUAUCAAAUACUGUAACACCCGCAUGAAUUUUUUUCUGGGAUAGAAAAUAAGUGUUUAUAUUCCUGUUCUUGAAAUGCCCAACCAUGUUUUUUAAUAUACUUUACAUUUAAGGUUUGAUGAAAGUAAAACGUUCUACCUGUUCUUCAUUUUUGCUUUUUAUUUGAUGUUACCUUCACUUUUAAUAAAACCAGAAGGCACAUCUCCUUAAGAGGUUUUUUAAAUUUUCUUAAAUUUAUGAGGAGUGUGAGGUCUGACUUCUAGUUACAUGUUCCAAUCCCUGCUGUACCAAGACUAUUUUUAAAUGGUCUUAACGGAAAUGUAAAAAAAAACAA
Molecule: messenger RNA, 3035 nt
Organism: Chaetura pelagica (chimney swift)
Lineage: Eukaryota; Metazoa; Chordata; Aves; Apodiformes; Apodidae
Gene: CDC73
Product: cell division cycle 73
Exons: 16
Coding region: 388-1455 (355 amino acids)
Biological process (GO): positive regulation of transcription elongation by RNA polymerase II; transcription elongation by RNA polymerase II
Cellular component (GO): Cdc73/Paf1 complex
Molecular function (GO): RNA polymerase II complex binding
Source: RefSeq, a predicted model, not a curated record